Falco peregrinus (peregrine falcon) is the source of this 4281-nucleotide messenger RNA. It is a transcript of the gene MMP23B, whose product is annotated as matrix metallopeptidase 23B. The transcript has 8 exons. Gene Ontology annotation, molecular function: metalloendopeptidase activity; zinc ion binding. The record is from RefSeq and is a predicted model, not a curated record. NCBI's taxonomy places the organism in Eukaryota, Metazoa, Chordata, Aves, Falconiformes, Falconidae. Gene Ontology annotation, cellular component: extracellular matrix. Gene Ontology annotation, biological process: collagen catabolic process; proteolysis; extracellular matrix organization. The coding region runs from base 2621 to 3823 and encodes 400 amino acids.
AGGGAAGCGGGAUCCUAAGUGUCGUAGAGGUCAGGAAUCUUCUCUGCAGCUCAAGAUUCCCCAUUCACCCACCACACGUGGUGCAAGAAGUUAAACAGGUAGUGCACAGUGUGGUCUCUUUCCCCAUUCAGAAUACUUGACACUUCUACUUGAAUAACUUGUGGAAAGGGGUUGGGUGUGCUAACCUUUAGCAGCUGCGUGAAUAAGUAUUCAGAAACAAUGAGGUUCUCAAGAAUGUGCUUUUACUAAAGCUCUAGAUACUAAAUUUGGGGAGAAGGGUGGGUCUGAGCUGAGUUGUGUUUUACAAAAACUUCCACGUUCUUUACACUGGGACAAAGGAAAUGUCUUGGUUCCCUCCGGCUGCGUGGUUGUGUGAGUUCUUAAUCUGUGCUUUAAAACUCAGGUCCAUGUAGUCAUCUUCAGAAACAGUAAGGCACUAACUGGGUGCUUGGAAGAUUUCAGGUUCCUGCUCUGCAAGAUUCCAGGCUUGACCUGAGGCAGGUCUUUUCUCCAGCGUGGCACGCUGUGGGCCCUAACCCGUAAGGUCCAGGCAAUAGCACUGCCCUGCCUGCGAGACUGAUCGGCCACUAAAUGCUCUGAGAGACUGAAAGGUGCUCAGAUACUCUUGGCAAGAGGACAGGACAUACAUAACUGCACAAAUUAAAAUCUUUUUCAGACACCGCUGACUCUUCCUAGCCAUACGAAAGGCGGAUGCACUUAAUGCUGUUACACAGUUCCACAACUAAAACUCAGUGUUCUUCCAGCAUGGUGUUUGCUAGCUGUAUUUUUCCUUUCAAGCCAGUACUGCUUUACUGGAGAAGAGCUCUUGGCUGAAGUUUUUAAGCCCCAUUCCAAGGCAGGUUUUUACUUCAAGAGUCCUUUCUCAAUCAGUCUUUCUGCAGAUGUGUUCUCAUCUACAGACUGACAGAAACUCGUUCCGGGGAACAUGAGACGUUGACAAGUUUAGGAGCACGUUGUUACUAGUUUCUCCCUUCAUGCUGUGGCCUGCAGCUUAAGUCACAAAUGGAGGUGCGUUUGCACUACACUCUGGUGCUCAGAACAAAGCAGGGAUGUUCCAUUCUGGGAUGUUCCGUUCUGCACGCUGUGCUACGGGGGAAGAGGUGUAACAGUCCCUAGAAACUCGCAGCUCACAGCUGAGAUGAGCCACUGUCUCGGACUGCUGCGGUUGGCUGCUUUGGUCCACAGGAGUUAACAGCUCUGGUCCUUUGCUUUCUGCUUUCCCUUCCUCCUAGUUCCAGCUUUCCUUUGUAAUUCUAGGCAUAACUUCCUUCCAUAUUCCUUCUUAUUUUGUCGUUCUCCCGGUAUCUGAACAGCUGCUGCACUUUGUCCACUCUCUGCAGAAAGCACGGGGUUUCUCCAGGGGGGAGCUUGGUGAAAAUUGAAAAAGAAAAUUUUCAUGAAAUUGUACACAGACUCAUUGGUCAUAUUUAUUCUGAGUUGUUUAAAAGCUCCGGGCCAGCUCUAGUCUGAAAAUACAUGAAACUUAUAAAAUGUUGCAAGCUUGAUUGUGAACUAGGGGGAGAAAAAUUAAAGAAAUUUUUCAUGAUUAAAAUUGCGAGAAUUUUCUGAAACCUUUCAAAUGCUUCAGGUACCCCCUUAGGAAUGUUUUACACUGGCUGGCAAUAGAACUACCCCCUCUCUGCUGUUUGCUUGUGAAACUUGGAGAUUGCACCAUUCCUUUUCUCUGGUCAGAACUGUUUAGCUAAGGCCACCCCACCUCCAGAGCACCGAGUAGCUUAGUGACCAGACAGAAAAUUGCCGCUGUUUCUGAAAAUUGCAGAAUUUCUGAGUAAGUUUUCUUAAAAGUCCUGAAUUGCCUUUGUGUCUGCAGGACCUAACAGCUCCAGACAAACGGACCACUUCUCCAGGUCAGUGGUACCCAAAAGCCACGUGAUUCCAACCAUGCUUGUCUUUCUCAGCGUGAUAACCCCUUACUGGGUCGCUCCCAAGUAUAGGAGAAAAUCACUGGUCAGUUGCCAAGUUUCAUGGAAGAGGGGGUUGUUGUUUACUUUUAUCUGAGUUUGUAAACUCCCUGACCAGAAUUUCCUAAGCCGAGAAGCCUGCCUGCUUUCUCACAGCAUCUCGUUUUUCAUUCUGCUCCUGAAGACAGCCCUUGACAAACGACAGCUCUUCUAGCGUUAAGCAUCCCUCAUGAAACAUUCCAAGGGCAUGAUGCUGGCUUCUGGAUUCCUUUUGCUGCCCCCUCCCCCAAUUUUUUUCAUUACAUAAAGCUGACAACUGCAGAUUUGUCCUCUUGAUUAUAGAGUCAGUUAAAGAAAAGAGUUCAUGUCCAUCCCAGCUUGUUUCACUUUGCUGCUUUUCCUCCGCCAGCCCAACUUUCAGCUGCAGUAACAUGAUACCACUUGGCAGAGAAUCUCUGGCACAUUGGAAAGAGGCUUAAUGUAAAGUCUACUUUUUUUAUUAUUAUUUUUUUUUUUUAGAGCUUUUUAAAACUCUAGUGGUUCUGCACAACUUUGGCAGGGCUACUCACAAACGCUCCAAAUGCAACUGUGAGCAAAAGGAUUACCAAUGCAUUCUGUGAAGAGAAUGUCUUAGUGUUAUCUGCCACAUCUCUCUCUAAAAAGUAUUACAGAACGACAUGGACCAAAUAGAACAGCUUUCUGCAAACAGAAGGAAGAGCUGCCUCUCAGUUGACAAGAAAAAGAGCAAUGCUUGCAGAACCCUUGUGGGAUUUUUAUGCAUAUUCCCUGUGGUGGCUUUUCUGGCUGUUGUGGGAGAUCCAGCUGGAGCUGCAGUUCAGAAAAGUCAGGAAGAUGCCACAUCGCCCGGUCUUCGUGGAGUGAGAGUGUCUGCUUUGCACAGUCCAGCUUUCCCACCUCAGCCUCCAGCACGGAGAAAACGAUACACGAUCACACCAGGGCACUUGAAAUGGGACCACUUCAACUUGACUUACAAAAUCCUGUCCUUCCCAAGAAACCUCAUAAACGCCAGGGACACGCGCAAGGGGCUAGCGGCUGCGUUCCGAAUGUGGAGUGAAGUGUCACCGUUCAGCUUCAGAGAAGUGCCACGCCACGUGGCUAGUGACCUGAAAAUCGGCUUCUACUCUAUCAACCACACGGACUGCCUGGAGUCCCUCAUUCACCACUGCUUCGAUGGAACCACGGGGGAGCUUGCCCACGCUUUCUUCCCACCCAACGGGGAAAUCCACUUUGAUGACCAUGAGUAUUGGAUCUUGGGGAACACCCGGUUUAGCUGGAAAAAAGGCGUCUGGCUUACGGAUCUGGUCCACGUAGCAGCUCAUGAAAUAGGCCAUGCCUUGGGACUCAUGCACUCCCUGAACCCCAAUGCCCUCAUGCACAUCAACGCCACUUUGACUGGGAAAAAGACCAUCUCUCAAGACGAAGUCUGGGGAAUCCACAGGCUUUACGGGUGCAAAGACAGAUUAUUUAUGUGCCCAUCGUGGGCACAGAAGGGUUUCUGUGAGAAGCGCAGGAAGCUGAUGAAAAAGCACUGUCCAUCCACCUGUGACUUCUGCUACGAAUUCCCAUUUCCAACCGUCCCCCCUACUCUGCCUCCGCCAAGGACAAAAACCAAGACUGUUUCUGAAGGCAGGAAUGUCACCUUCCGCUGUGGACAGAAGAUAAUUCAUAAAAAAGGCAAAGUUUACUGGUAUAAAGAUAAGGAGCUUCUGGAAUACUCAUAUCCAGGUUACUUAUCCUUAAAUGAAGAUCACAUGAGCAUCAUUGCAAACGCAAUUAAUGAAGGAACUUACACUUGUAUAGUAAAGAAAAAAGAAAGAAUCUUGACUACUUAUUCCUGGAGAAUCAGACUGAAGCACUAACAAGGACCUGGAAUGGCCACUUCAAUUACUGCUAGUUCUGUUUCAAAUUCAAAAUGUUUCUUUGGCAUUUUAUAUUUAAUCUCCAGUAGUGCAACUGAACUUCUAAACCGGCUGCUUCCACACUUCAGGCAAAAGAGACUCUGAGCCUUGAUAACAGAAUGCAAAACUUUUCCAAAUUAGUUUUAAUGAUAAAGAAUUUAUCAAGAAUGUGCUGUACAGAGAAUUAAAAAAAAAAAAACCCAACUUUUUAGAAAAAGUAAAGUGUCAAAAGAUUUUUGCAGUUAAACUAUGUGGAUCACGGCAGACUGCUGACAACCAAGAACAUAACUUCAUCAAUCAAACGGGUGAACAGCUUGAUGGCAGAGGUAUUGUGGAAGGAAAAUGACCAGUUAUACUCUGUAAGUCUUUUGCUAUCAUUUUUUUUGAUCCUGGUGCAUAGCAAUAGAAGAACUUACAAA